AUGAAUUAUUCAGUCGAACUAAUUUUGUUACUCAUUUCUCUAGCAUUCCUCUUCUACGUUGUAGUUGUCCGUCGAUUCAAGUCCAAACAGGUAGCUGGGGAAGCUCCUGAACUCGGUGGUGCAUGGCCAAUCAUCGGACACCUCCACCUACUUGGUGGCGGUGACCAGCUUCUCUACCGUACACUAGGAGCCAUGGCAGACAAAUAUGGUCCAGCGUUUAAUAUCCGGCUCGGAACCCGUCGUGCUUUUGUGGUCAGCAGCUGGGAAGUAGCUAAAGAAUGUUUCACCAUUAACGACAAAGCACUAAUUUCCCGGCCCAAAACCGCCGCAGUGAAGCACAUGGGCUAUAACUAUGCGGUGUUUGGCUUCGCCCCAUACACUCCCUUUUGGCGCGAAAUGCGAAAGAUCGCCACCCUUGAGCUCUUGUCCAACCGCCGCCUCGAAAUGCUCAAAGAUGUCCGUUCGUCGGAGAUCAACUCUGGAAUCAAAGAGCUAUACGGGAGAUGGGCUGAAAAUGGUCGUCUGCCUGUGGCUGUCGAACUAAAUAAAUGGUUGGAAUACAUGAUGUUAAACAUAGUUGUGAUGAUGGUAGCCGGAAAGAGGUACUUCGGCGUUGGAGGUGGUGGCCAUGAGGCCGACAGGUGUCAGAAAGCCAUCAGCAAUUUCUUCCGGUUGAUUGGCAUUUUCGUAGUAUCUGACGCGAUUCCCUUUUUUUGGUGGUUGGAUUUACAUGGAUACGAGAAAGAGAUGAAAAAAACUGCAAAGGAUCUAGAUUUGGUUCUUGGAGGGUGGCUCGAUGAACAUCGGCAAAAAAGGAAAUCAGAUGUAGAGAGAAAUAAAGACGACGUAAAAGAUUUUAUCGACGUGAUGUUGUCACUUGAAGACGAAGGUCAACUCUCAGGUUUCGAGCAUGAUUCAGAUACAAGCAUUAAAUCUACAUGCUUGGCAUUGAUUCUAGGAGGUAGCGACACCACAGCUGGGACGCUAACGUGGGCUAUCUCAUUGUUGCUAAAUCAUCCUGAUGCUCUAAAGAAACUACAACAUGAGCUAGACGAUGAAGUAGGUAAAGACAGACAAGUCGAGGAAUCAGACAUAAAAAACCUCGUAUUUCUCCAAGCUGUAAUCAAAGAAACUCUGCGUCUUUAUCCGGCGGGUCCGCUGCUAGGACCAAGGGAGGCGAUGGAAGAUUGUAUGGUUUCUGGGUAUAAUGUGAAAGCUGGGACUCGGUUGAUAGUAAACGUAUGGAAGAUUCAAAGGGAUAAUACGAUUUGGACUGAUCCAUCUGAAUUUAAUCCCGAGAGGUUUAUGGGUGUUGAGUAUGAACAUGUUGACCUCAGAGGACAACAAUUUGUGCUCAUGCCAUUCGGGUCGGGUCGACGUUCUUGCCCCGGGGCUACGUUUGGGCUUCAAGUGCUUCAUUUGACUUUGGCUCGUCUUCUUCAUUCGUUUCAUUUGGAUCUUCCCGGAGGUCUUCCGGUGAAUAUGACUGAGAGCCCUGGAAUGACUAUUCCUAAAAAGAUGCCGUUGGAGGUGCUUUUGACCCCACGCCUUCCAUCGGAGCUCUAUGCUUAG
Lactuca virosa is the source of this 1572-nucleotide messenger RNA. The record is from the annotation of a GenBank genome assembly. Lineage: Eukaryota; Viridiplantae; Streptophyta; Magnoliopsida; Asterales; Asteraceae.